AUGCAUGAAGCCAAACCCAUUAGUACUCCCAUGGCCACCUCCACCAAUCUCAAUGCCUUUGACAGUGAGGAUUUCAAUGAACCCACAUUAUUUCGCAACACAGUUAGAGCCCUACAAUACUUGUCAGUCACUCGUCCAGACAUAGCCUUCACAGUUAAUAAAUUAUCCCAGUUCAUGCACUCACCAAAAUUUGAUCACUGGCAAGCAGUAAAACGUCUACUUCAGUAUCUAAAACAAACAAUCAGCUAUGGUCUCUCUUUUAUCAAGUCAGCCAACACUACUCUACAAGCUUUUUCAAAUGUUGAUGGGCAAGUUCUCGUGAUGAUCGACGCUCAACAGGAAGUUUUUGUGUGUUUCUUGGGCCGAACCUUAUCUCAUGGAGUUGCAAAAAGCAAGCCACAGUUGCUCGUUCAAGCACUGAAGAUGAAUAUAAAGCACUCGCCAAUAUAG
Juglans regia (Persian walnut) is the source of this 450-nucleotide messenger RNA. RefSeq lists its product as uncharacterized. The record is from RefSeq and is a predicted model, not a curated record. The coding region runs from base 1 to 450 and encodes 149 amino acids. The transcript has a single exon. NCBI's taxonomy places the organism in Eukaryota, Viridiplantae, Streptophyta, Magnoliopsida, Fagales, Juglandaceae.